Molecule: messenger RNA, 1581 nt
Organism: Abrus precatorius (Indian licorice)
Lineage: Eukaryota; Viridiplantae; Streptophyta; Magnoliopsida; Fabales; Fabaceae
Product: phospholipase A1-IIdelta
Exons: 2
Coding region: 23-1378 (451 amino acids)
Biological process (GO): lipid metabolic process
Molecular function (GO): glycerophospholipid phospholipase A1 activity
Source: RefSeq, a predicted model, not a curated record
AUAUUUUGGGUAGACACUGUGAAUGGUGGGUCAACCCAUCCAUGACAAUCUUACCAAUUAUCUAUCUCUCUCUCUGAGUCUCUAUAUUCUCAUCGUUCUUAUCUCCACACACAUAAGAACUGAAAUGUCGAGCACUACGAACGAGACCACAUGGUGGGAACUAUUGGGCAGCAAAAACUGGGAGGGUCUAGUGAACCCUCUAAACCUUCAACUCCGAACCCUAAUCCUCCGUUGCGGGGACUUCAUCCAAGCCACAUACGACGCCUUCAACAAUGACCAAAACUCCCUCUACUGUGGCUCAAGCCGCUACGGCAAAACGUCUUUCUUCCAGAAGGUUCUUCUCCAAAACCCCACUCACUACGACGUCGUUUCGUUCCUCUACGCCACCGCCAAAGUCUCUGUCCCCGAAGCGUUUCUUCUCCACUCGCUCUCGCGCGAGUCGUGGGACCGCGAAUCCAACUGGAUCGGUUACAUAGCGGUCACCUCCGAUGAACAAAGCAAAAGCUUGGGUCGGCGUGAGAUUUACGUGGUGUGGCGCGGUACCACCAGAAACAUGGAGUGGAUCGACGUGUUCGGUGCUGCUCCUGAGUCCGCAACUCGGUUGUUGAGUUCUACCAGCCUCUCCCAGUUGAAGCAUGGGAAGAACCACGGUAGCAGCAGCAGCAGCGACGAGGAAGAUGAUGAGAAAACACCAAAAGUAAUGAAGGGUUGGCUCACGAUCUACACGUCGGAAGACCCAAAAUCACCCUUCAACAAAACAAGUGCGAGAACGCAGUUUCUAAACAAGGUCAAACAUUUGUUAGAACUUUACAAGGACGAGUCCCCAAGUGUGCUCUUCAUGGGUCACAGUCUGGGUGCAAGCUUAUCCAUUCUAAGCGCAUUCGACUUGGUAGAAAACGGGGUGACAAACGUUCCCGUUACAGCGUUCGUGUUCGGGUCACCCCAAGUUGGUAACAAGGCUUUCAACGAGAGGUUCAAAAAGUUCCCUAACUUGAAGGUGUUGCAUGUGAGGAACGUGAUUGAUCUCAUUCCACACUACCCGGGGAAGUUGUUGGGGUAUGAGAACACGGGUGUGGAGUUGGUGAUUGAUACGAGGAAGUCCACCAGUUUGAAGGAGUCGAAGAAUCCGAGUGAUUGGCAUAACUUGCAAGCUAUGUUGCAUGUUGUGGCUGGGUGGAAUGGGGUUGAUGAGGUGUUUGAGAUGAAGGUUAAGAGGAGUUUGGCUUUGGUGAAUAAGUCGUGUGAUUUUCUGAAGGAUGAGUAUCAUGUUCCUGCCUCUUGGUGGGUUGAGAAGAAUAAGGGUAUGGUCUGUAAGGACGACGGAGACUGGGGUUUGGAUGCUCCUGAUGAGGAGGAUCUGCCUGUGCCUGAAACUUGAUUUCCAUCUCUUGUAUAUUUACCGGUUAAACUUGUUUUUCAUCACUAAAAUUUUACAUUAAUGUGAUAUUAUAUGUAAAGAGAGGUUGUAUUAAUUAAUAUACCUCUCGCUUGACACACCAUUCUCCUUUUUGACAAGGUACCAAGCUGCGACGUCCCUUUGUUCUUGUUUGUAUAUAUCUCUUUUAUAUGACAUGUUUAGUU